This is a messenger RNA of Antechinus flavipes (yellow-footed antechinus), 2941 nucleotides long. It is a transcript of the gene NOC3L, whose product is annotated as NOC3 like DNA replication regulator. The transcript is spliced from 21 exons. Gene Ontology annotation, molecular function: chromatin binding. Lineage: Eukaryota; Metazoa; Chordata; Mammalia; Dasyuromorphia; Dasyuridae. Gene Ontology annotation, biological process: DNA replication initiation. The record is from RefSeq and is a predicted model, not a curated record. Bases 129 to 2519 code for a protein of 796 amino acids. Gene Ontology annotation, cellular component: nucleolus.
GGCGCGUUUGUGACCCGAGGUCGCGCUGAAGUGACUUCCGGUUGCCGGAAACUCUUGUGAUCCCACGUGUGUUUUUGGGUGUUCUGGUAUCCUUCUGUUCCACGCGCGGCACGUCAAAGAGCUAAACGAUGAAGGCGAGAAAAAGCAAAAAACGGGCCCCGAGCUUUCGGAAACUUUUGAAAACUAGUAAAGUCAAACUUGACAACAAGUUAAAAAAUAAACAAUAUAAACAGCAAAGUACUGCCAAGAAAUACCGAAAAGAACAAAAGAAACUUAGAGAAGCUGUGAAAGAUGUUGUGUCCAAGAAGCCUUUUCCAUUGGAGGAUAAAAAGCAAAUAUUUCGAGCUCAAAGAACAGAGGAGGAGGAAGAAGAAGAAGCCCUUCCUUUGGACAUGAUGGAUGAAGAUGACUUGCAGUUACUGAAAGAUUUAGGUCAAAUGCCAUCAUUUUUAACUAGAGAUCUUUCUUCCAGUGAGCCUGUUCAUGUCAAGAAACGGAAGCAGGAGAGCAUAAUAGAUAAAUAUGAGAAAGUACCAAGACGACUAAAAACUGAACCAGAAAAAGAAGUAAUUCACCUGCUUCCAAUCAAAGAUAAGUGUGGAAUUAUUCCACAAACCAGAGAGAAGCCAGUUGUCAGUACGAAUGAAGAGGAAGAGCAAGAAGAAAUGGAGUUUGAGGAAGUAGUUACUGAGGAUCCUAUGCCAAAGCUAACCACAGAAGAAUAUAUAAUUCAGAGGCAGAGGAAACUACAAGAGAAAAAAAUACACAUUGCUGCCUUAGCAUCUGCCAUCUUAUCUGAUCCAGAGUCCAAUAUUAAGAAGUUGAAAGAAUUGCGUGCUAUGCUUAUGGAACAGGAUCCUGAUGUAGCUGUCAUUGUACGGAAAUUGGUUAUGGUUUCUCUGAUGGAGCUAUUUAAAGACAUUACUCCCUCCUACAAAAUUCGACCUCUCACAGAAACAGAAAAGGCAUCCAAGGUUCGAAAAGAAACCCAGAAACUAAGAGAGUUUGAAGAAGGUCUAGUAAGCCAGUAUAAAUUUUAUUUGGAAAAUCUGGAACAAAUAAUUAAAGACUGGAAGCAAAGAAAACUGAAGAAAAGUAAUGUUGUCUCCUUAAAGGCAUAUAAAGGUCUGGCCCAGGUUGCUGUGAAGAGCUUGUGUGAGCUGUUGGUAGCACUUCCUCAUUUUAACUUCCAUAAUAAUAUUAUCGUAUUGAUUGUCCCUCUUAUGAAUGACAAAUCAAAACUGAUUUCUGAAAUGUGUUGUGAGGCAGUACAGAAGCUUUUUAAACAAGAUAAACUGGGCCAUGCCUCUCUUGGUGUUAUUAAAGUAAUAUCUGGUUUUGUGAAGAGUCAAAAUUAUGUUGUUAGGCCAGAGUUGUUAAAAUCAUUCCUAUAUCUAAGAAUCAAAGAAAUAGAAGUGAAGAAAGACACAGAAGACAUCAAUGCACCAAAAAAGUUCAUGUCUUACAAGGAGAAGAGAAAAUCCCUUUCAAGAAUGCAAAGGAAGUGGAAGAAAGCAGAGGAGAAACUGGAACGAGAGCUUCGGGAAGCAGAGGCUUCAGAGAGUACUGAAAAAAAGUUGAAAUUGCACACAGAGACGCUGAACAUGGUGUUUGUUACCUACUUUAGAAUACUGAAGAAAGCCCAGAGGUCACCUCUUCUGCCAGCAGUCCUAGAAGGUCUUGCCAAGUUUGCACAUCUCAUAAAUGUGGAGUUUUUUGAUGACUUAUUAGUCGUUCUGCAUACUCUCAUAGAGUCUGGUGAACUAAGUUACCGAGAGUGCCUUCAUUGUGUUCAUACUGCUUUCCACAUUCUUUCUGGCCAAGGUGAUGUUCUAAAUAUCGAUCCUAUGAAGUUCUAUACACAUCUCUACAAAACCUUGUUCAAAUUACAUGCAGGUGCUACUAAUGAGGAUGUUGAAAUUGUCCUUCAAUGUCUUGACGUUAUGCUGACCAAACGCAGAAAACAGGUUUCUCAACAGCGAGCCCUUGCUUUCAUAAAACGCCUUUGCACCUUAGCUCUUCACGUCCUACCAGAUUCAAGUAUUGGCAUUCUAGCAACCAACAGAGUUUUGAUGCAUACUUUUCCAAAGACAGAUCUACUGCUUGACAAUGAAUCACAAGGGAGUGGAAUUUUUCUUCCUGAACUGGAUGAACCAGAGUACUGCAAUGCUCAGAACACUGCUCUUUGGGAAUUGCAUGCACUUCGGAGACAUUAUCAUCCUGUGGUUCAGAGAUUUGCAUCUCACCUGAUUGCUGGCGCGCCCUCUGAAGGUUCUGAAGCUCUCAGACCAGAUUUAAGUCGGAGGUCAGCUACAGAACUUUUUGAAACCUAUAGUAUGAAGACAAUGACGUUUAAUCCUCCCGUUUUGUCAGCUAAUCCCUCAAAGAAGGGUAAAAUUUUCCAUGUGGAUUCAUAUUUAAAUGAAGAUUUAAGCCAACUAAUAAGAACUCAUUGCAAUGAAACUACUAUUCAACUUCCUCUGGAUUUCACCAGAUACUUAAAAACAUCUGUACGGUAAAUGUAGAAGGAAGCUGGAAGAAAGUGAUUCCAUAUGUGCACCUAUUGGCAUCAUAUAUUUCAACUUGAAUUUGUGAAGAUUAUCCUGAGAAAUGAUGAUUGAAGACCUAGUGUUGACUACUUUACCAGCUAGAGUGAGAAUAUGUAAGAAAGGAGAAAAGGAAAUAUUUUCUCAAAUAUUUUGUGACUCGUUUAUUGGUAACUCUUGUACAGCAUAUGUUAAAUUGUAGUAGAGUUUAGAAUUCUUGAAUACUUCUAUUUAGUGGCCUAGUUAUAGCAACAAUCUAGAUGUUUUUCAUUAGUAGAGAAAAAUUAUGUUCUUUAUGUUUUUUUUUUUUUUUUUUUGGUUUGUUUUUGAAAACCCAUGUUUAUUUAUAACCAAACAAAACUUUAAAAAUUUUUAACAUUGAUAUUUUUAUGAAA